Messenger RNA from Anoplopoma fimbria (sablefish), 3516 nucleotides. RefSeq names its product adhesion G protein-coupled receptor E2. NCBI's taxonomy places the organism in Eukaryota, Metazoa, Chordata, Actinopteri, Perciformes, Anoplopomatidae. Gene Ontology annotation, molecular function: calcium ion binding; G protein-coupled receptor activity. Gene Ontology annotation, biological process: adenylate cyclase-activating G protein-coupled receptor signaling pathway; cell surface receptor signaling pathway. The transcript has 19 exons. Gene Ontology annotation, cellular component: membrane. The coding region runs from base 244 to 2589 and encodes 781 amino acids. The record is from RefSeq and is a predicted model, not a curated record.
GUGGAGAAAGAGACAGGAGAGGUCAUUGUUUGAGAUGGGAGACUACUGAUUCCAGUGUUUUUAUAAUAUUUAUAUGGUGGUAUCAGCACAUACUUUCCCUAAGUCCGUUAACUUGACUGGUGGAUGCUUUUUUCCCCCCUUUACAUUUUGUAAGUUACAGAAACAAGUGGGGUGUUGAGAGUUCCCAGUUUUGGUUGUUUUUACUUUCCUUCUACAUAUCUGGACAGUGUUUUCCUCUUCACCAUGGCGGGCAGGUGGAACCUCGUGAUACUGGCUCUGUACCUCUCCCUCGUCAUGGUCCUGUCACUCUGCCCUAAUGGACGUAAAUCUGUGAAGCAAGUUUGCGUUGAUUUUGAUGAAUGUGAAGUUGAUGAGUCUGAUGAAAUCGGGCCAUGUGGAGAGGACGCGCUCUGUCUCAACACGAUUGGCAGCUUCUACUGCCAGUGUGCUAAUGGUUACAAAUCAUCGACAGGGGCUUUGAAUUUUUCAGCUGACACAUCGACAGAAUGUCAAGACAUCAAUGAGUGCUUGGAAGACAAAGACAUCUGUGGACUUAAUGCCAGAUGUUUUAACUCAAUCCCAAAUUAUUCCUGCAUUUGUGACGAUGGAUUCAUGUCCACUACUGGAAUGGAAAGCUUUCGCCACGGUGACAACGUAACAUGCAGAGAUUUUGAUGAAUGUCAAGAAAGUGUUUGUGGAGAAAAUGCAGAAUGCGUCAACACACCAGGCAGUUAUCACUGUGUCUGUAACGCCGGCUUUGGACUGAAAUCUGGCAGAUCUAAUUUCACCGGCAGUCAGGAGCAAUGUGAAGACAUAUGUAUGAUUGAUAAGGCAAUCUGCGGAAAUGGAACCUGCCACCGUGGAGCCAGCGGCCAUUACUGUGCAUGCCACGCAGGGUUCACUAACUAUGGCAACAAAGGGUCUAGCUGCUCUGCGUUAAACUGUGAUGUAUUCAGAGUCAUGAACAAUCCGCAAGAGAAAUUUCCAGUCGCACAUGAUCUCAUGAUGCAGUUGGAAGAAAGCUGUCUGAACCUUACAGAAAGUGAGAAUCCAACAGAGCUGGAUGGAGAGGACAUACUGAAGAAACUGUUGUCUGUGAUCGACAAGCUCUUGUCCAGUGGAGCCUUCAAUGAUAACAGGAAAGUCUCCACCUUUCUGAACUUGGUGGAGAACGCUCUGAGGCUCAUAGGAGCUUUCAUUAAGCCCCCUGGGACAACAAGAUCCUCCACUCACACAGAGCUGGAGCUGCUGGUAGAGAAAGGGGCCAAAUUACCAACGGGAGCUGUGACUUUAUCGUCUAAGCAAGCUCAGGUGGACAUCCAGUUGGAGACCGCUGCUGGAGAUCUUUCAUAUUACCCUGGCUUUACAACAGUGUCCCUGCUGAGCUAUGCAAACCUGGAGGACUCUGCAGACGGCUUCUUUGGUGGGAUGAAACCACAAGUGAACCAACGCUUUGAGCUCAACUCUAAAGUCGUGACGGUCUCCGUCAGUAACAGAAACACAAGCCACCUCAAAGAGCCAGUCAAACUGACUUUCAGACACCUCCAACAGACAAAUGAAUCCAAUCACACCUGUGUGUUCUGGGAUGCCUCGCAGGAAGGGGGGUCAUGGUCUGCUCGUGGCUGCAAAGUGGUGGAGUCCAAGCCUGAACACACUGUGUGUUCCUGCAACCAUCUGAGCAGCUUUGCUGUGCUCAUGGCGCUCUACGAGAUAGAGGACAAGUUUGAAUUGCAGCUGAUCACCUGGGUUGGUCUGUCCCUUUCACUAAUUUGCCUGUUCAUCUGCAUCCUGACCUUCUCGUUGAUCCGAUCCAUCAAAAGCCCGAGAACCACCAUCCACCUGCACCUCUGCAUCAGUCUCUUCAUAGCCACCGUUAUCUUCCUCGCAGGCAUCUCUCGUACGGAGAGCCGGGUUGGCUGUGCAGUGAUAGCAGGGCUGCUGCAUUUCUUCUUCCUGGCAGCAUUUUGCUGGAUGUGUCUGGAGGGCAUACAACUCUUCAGGAUGGUAGUCCUGGUCUUCAACACCAACUUCAAAACCCUCUACAUGAUGGCAGGCGGCUACGGAGUCCCAGCUGUUAUUGUCGCUAUCUCUGCCUUAGCUAACGCCAAGGGAUACGGCACCAAGAGACAUUGUUGGUUAAACCUGGACUCCAUUUGGAGUUUCUUUGGCCCUGCCUGCGUCAUUAUCAUUGUAAACGUUUUCUUCUUUCUCAUCACUGUGUGGAAGUUGGCACAGAAGUUCUCAAGUUUAAACCCUGAACUUGACAAUCUGCAGAAAAUAAAGGCGUUCACCAUCACUGCAGUGGCUCAGCUGUGUUUGUUGGGCACCAUGUGGAUCUUUGGAUGCUUCCAGUUUGAGGAAGGCACCAUAAUCAUGUCUUACCUGUUCACCAUCUUUGGCAGCUUUCAGGGGGUUAUGCUCUUUGUCAUGCACUGUCUGUUUUCCAAACAGGUGAGGGAAGAAUAUGGAAACAUCCUGUCCAGAUGCUGUGCUCCUCAGAAAAAGAGCUACUCAAACUUCAGUUACUCACAAACCAGCAAAGCUCAAGCAUCAAAGAGCACCCAGGACACGGGAGAGUCUCGAAUCUGAGCCUCUACAAAGUGACACUGGAGCAAAUUCUGAUUUAUUUGCCGUCUGCCAUCUGUUUAAGACAGACGGCAAACUACUGCCAUGCAAUUUUUGGUGAAUGCACCGGUUUGCCUCACUGCAAAAUGUUGUAAAUAGUAUCCUUCUUUUUGUUUUCUUUUUUUUUCAUUUUCCUUUUGGGUUAAUAAGUUGGUCUUUGUAUUUAAAGCUAUCUAAAACGUAACAGUUGACUGUUAUAAUUGAGAAAUGAGAAACGAGAAAUGCCAUUCAACAGUUGUUAAGCUGCACAAAGUGUGCUUUACAUUCAUCCCCACAUUUGUUUUAUUUGAGUAUUUAAAAAAAUGGUUUGGGCCAAAAUAUCAGAGUGAUAGAUAAUGUUGUGUAAUGUUGUGAUGUUUAUCAGGUUCCUGUAAUACGGCUUGUCAUGUCAUCCAGGUACUUGAUUGAACCAGCAAAGACAAUCUGAAAGACAUUUGUUAGCCAAGCACUUUUUUCUGUAGAACUUGUAUUUAAAACGAUAUUAUCUUAAUAUGACCAACGAAAAAAAGGACAAUUAUGCCACUGAAAUAUUUUUUUAAAUAUAAAGUAUAUUUGUGUAUAUAUUGCUGGGCAAUUUAGUAUGAAUACAGUAAGUCACUGCAUUCCCGCGCCAAUCGGCAUGCUGUAAUAUGUUAAAUGUAUUAUAUCGAAUUAUUUUAAAAAACGGAAAUUUUGAACUUGAAUGUUCUAAAGAUAACUUUUGUUAUUAUUGUCUGUUAGAAAAUGAAUACUGUUGUAAGCACUGGUUUUAGCUCAAUUUUGAGCUUUCUGUUUGAUUCUUGGUCAAAAUAUGUAUCUUAGCUUCUGAAUUUCCAAUUUACAUUAUUUAAAAUUGUGUUGCCUCUCCUGGAAGCUUUAAAUUGAAUAAAUAUUUUUAUUUUGCUCCACUUA